Linum tenue is the source of this 2613-nucleotide messenger RNA. NCBI's taxonomy places the organism in Eukaryota, Viridiplantae, Streptophyta, Magnoliopsida, Malpighiales, Linaceae. The record is from the annotation of a GenBank genome assembly.
GUAUUUACCAAAAAAAAAAAACUUAUCACAAUCUUCUCCUCCUCCGUCUCAUCUCUCUCCCUGCAGAGAAAAACGACACAGGGACAGGGAAGGAAAGGAAAGGGAGAAACCUCAGCAACAGCAUCACCACAGAACCAAGAGAGAAAACUCUGCGGAAAGGUUUUCUGGAUUUCCCCUCUCUCCGAAGAUUUCUACAUGGUGCGGAUUAUUCCCAUGGCCGCCUCAAUCCGUCCGUCCCUCUCUUCCUCUUUCAGACUCUGCAACAGCACCGCCGCUUCCCGCUCCUCCACCGCCGCUGCCGCUUCUCUUAGUUCCUUCGCCUCCCUUUCUUCCAAGCGAUUGCCUUCCCUCUCCAGCGCUAUUCGACAGUCAGAGCUAUUUGGCUUGAAACCCUCUAAACCAUGGAGACAAGAAUGCACCAGCAUCAGGGUUGCUGCAGCUGGCAAUAUGGCACAAGCAAGCACAACUGCUACCCCAGAAAAUGUACUUGAGUGGGUUAAACAGGACAAGCGUCGAAUGCUACAUGUUGUUUAUCGUGUUGGGGAUUUGGAUAGGACCAUAAAAUUCUACACAGAGUGUUUGGGGAUGAAGCUGCUUAGAAAGCGGGACAUUCCAGAGGAGAGAUACACAAAUGCAUUUCUGGGAUAUGGACCCGAAGACUCUCAAUUUGUCAUAGAGCUUACAUACAAUUAUGGUAUUGACAAUUAUGACAUCGGGGCUGGAUUUGGACAUUUUGGCAUUGCUGUAGAGGAUGUUGCCAAGACUGUGGAACUCAUAAAGGCUAAGGGUGGUAAAGUAACUAGGGAGCCAGGCCCCGUGAAAGGUGGCAGUACAGUGAUUGCAUUUAUCGAAGAUCCUGAUGGUUAUAAGUUUGAACUCUUGGAAAGAGGGCCUACCCCAGAGCCUCUCUGUCAGGUGAUGCUUCGCGUUGGUGAUCUAGAUCGUUCCAUAAAUUUCUAUGAAAAGGCUUUUGGCAUGGAGCUUCUCCGCCAACGUGAUAAUCCCGAAUACAAGGUAAACAGGGCAGUUAACUGAAUAAGCAGGGUUUUCUACCUCUAUUAAACAGCACUUUGAUCAACAGCAACAUAUGCAACAAAAUAAAACUUUCCACGCCUCAUAACCUAGCUUCACAGUGUUGAGAAAUCCAUCAAAAUAAAGCUUUCGUACUGUCUGACUUUUGUGAUAGGAAUGCAUAAAGAACUUUUUGUUAUCUCUGUGCUCGCUAUGUAUUUGAGGGACAGGGCACUUGUCAACUUGUCAAGUCCUCUCUGCAAUAGGUAGUGAAGUUCUUUUUAUAAGGAUCAUGGUUCAGAACCUUAGUUAUGGAGGAGGGUUGAUGAGUGACAGGUAUUUUACCCAAGCAGGAAGCCAUCUGUGUUUCUGGGAUUUAAAGGCAAUUAUUGGAGCCCCUGUUCUCAUCAGUGGUAGACAAUGGGCUAGUGUGACCUGUUCGCCUAAGUUGAGAAGUAUGUAUGUAAAAGAAGAAAUAGCAUAAUCUGUGCAUGCUGGCACAUAGUAGCUUGUGAGCCAUUUCUUUCUGCAAUUCUUAUGUUGAUAGCAUUCGUCUUUUUUUGUGAGUACUUAGUAAGCCAUUGCAGUGCAUCAGUUCUAGUUAUGUAAAUGUGCAUUUUGUCAUGAAUCUGGAUGUCUUCCAGGAGGGCCCUUGAUAGGUCUCCUAUUUAAGGACAUCUUGAUUGCCUAGUUAGCAGCUACUGGUAAUGUGCCGGACUGGGUAACUGGGGUCGUGUAUUUGUGUAUACACUACUUCUUGAUAUUGUAAAUAAGAACUACAGUUCUCCUCUAAAAAUAUUCUGCAAGCUGACUUGUCGUACGUUGCUGUUACCAGUAUACUAUCGCAAUGAUGGGUUAUGGACCUGAAGAUAAAAGUACAGUGCUAGAGUUGACGUACAAUUAUGGAGUCACUGAGUAUGAGAAGGGAAAUGCUUAUGCUCAGAUUGCUAUAGGCACGGAUGAUGUUUACAAGACUGCAGAAGCAGUUAAACUCUUUGGUGGGAAGAUAACUCGGGAACCAGGACCUUUGCCUGGUAUCAAUACCAAGAUCACUGCCUGCUUGGAUCCUGAUGGUUGGAAGACGGUGUUUGUGGAUAAUACUGAUUUCAUUAAGGAAUUAGAGUGAGCUUGGGAUGCAAAUCGAUGUUAUCUAAUUCAUCGACACCAGUUCAGAGGACCAUGUGUCACAAGACCAAUGCUGCCUAUGACAGAACAUUGAGAUGAAAGGACCCCAAGAAUACCCAUUUUGUAGAUAAGGUAAUUAAGGUAGCUCCACUAAGAACAGCGGUAGAAAUAAAAGCCUUGCGAUAGAUAGAUUAUAUAGCAGCAGCAGCUGCAAAGGCAGUCGAGAAUCGUCGAUUUUGGCUUUCAUUUUGUGAUUUGGUUCGAGUACAAUAGGAUUCAUUGAGAAGUUCAUGACACAUCUCCUGAGUGUAUUGUAAAAUUCCAUUCUGAAGCCUUGUUGCUUGUUGUUCUGCUAGUCACCCGAAAUGAACAUCACCAAACGCAUCGUGAGAUUGUUCAGUGGUUCCCUUUUUCGGUCGUUUUGUGCCCUACCGAUCGUCUCUCUUUGCACGUAACGGAAACGACUUUUUGUGACCA